AUGAAGAAGAUCGAUGACGAUACUCUCGAGUCUCUCGUCCGAGCCAUGCCCGUCCAAACCUUCGAUCCAGGAGCGAUCGUUUGCCGACAGGGUGCCCGGGAUGACUGUGCAUACGUCAUUGUGGAGGGCUCGGUCAAUGUCUUCCAGGAGCCGGACCCGGAGACAGACCCGGACGGAGCCCAGGUUUUCGUGCGCCCCCUCACCAGAGGGCGCCUCUUUGGGGAGUUCUCCAUGCUCUGGAGCACACCACGGACCCGCAGCGUGUACGUGGACCAGCAGCAGGCAGUUCUGGGUGUGUUGACGCAGGAGGUUUUUCGCAACUUGGUGGUGCGCAACGAAAUGAAGGAACGCAGCCGGCGCGAGGCAUGCCUUCGUCGCUCAGCGAUGCUUGAGACGCUGGACGAUGAAGAGAUUGCGCAGCUGGCAGAUGCGCUGCAGAAGAAGUGCUUCGAAGAGGGCGAGGUCAUUGUCCGACAAGGUGACACCGGCAAUGAGCUUUAUGUGGUCCUGGAUGGUACCUGUGUGGUGACCGUAGAGACCGGGUCCAAGGACAGAGACAGAGACAUCCAGGAGUGCAAGCGAUGCUAUGCGGGAGACAUGUUCGGGGAGAAGGCUUUGCUGGAGAAGACAAAGCGUUGCGCCACGGUGUCCGCAGCCACGAAGGUGGAGGUGCUGGCCCUUCGGCGGGAUUCCUUCGAGCGAAUGCUUGGGCCCCUUAGCCAGCUGCAGAAGAUCCACUAUCUGUGUGAUCCAAGGCGCAGCAUCGCCGACUUCUACCUCCCGGGUGACCAGAGUGGCCCUGCAGGCGUCUGCAAAGAAAAGCACACAGGCGAGGAGACGGACGCGACCACCUGGUUCGCCGUGUACCGCCCAACCUCCCGUGAUGCGAUUGCCAAGAUGCUGAGCGGCGCGGCUGUUGGCAAGGGGCUGAACGUGAAAGGCAAGUCAGCCAAGAUGCCGAAUCGGCUGUCGGGAUUCGUGCCCUUCUUGCAGAUCAGCCAGGAGAGCCACAAGUCCGAGAUCGAAACGUCCCCAGCAGAUGCCCGUGUUUGCAUCUACUUUGCCUCGGAAAUGCUGCGUCAAAGUGCCAUGGUUCAGCUGCAAGCACUCCUGGAGACAAGCUCGCCCAUGGAGGAGCCGGAGAUUCGGCUCUUGGACCACUACGAAUCGGUGCCCGGCCUGGAUGUGCCUGAAGCCGUCGUGCAGCAGGCAUUCAUCUUGAAGCCUGACAUCCAGCCGGCUGUUGGAUGGGAGACAGGUCGCGUUUCCGAGCCCGCCUUCAUGGACAUGAACCUCCAGGCUUUGCGAGGCACCUCUCGGCCAAAGGUGGUCCUUUACCAAUUCGACCAGGAUAACCCAAUGAACCCACAUGGCCUACUCAUCGCUUAUGCAGAGAACACGGUGAAGCCGGUUGUGUCGGACUUCGACACCUUCCUGGUCGGAAGCCGCGGCAUGGACUACGAGCACCUAGCGCCGGAGCAAGCCGAGCUUUGCCUCUGGGCUUUGGACCACACUGAGAAGAUUCUGCGGUCACCCUCCACCUCCUCCUGGACAUCGCGAUGGUUGGAAGUCUUGAAAGAAGCGCACGAGAAAGGCUUCCACCCGCACAUUCCGGAGUUUGGGUUUGGCGAUGCGACAUCUUAUCGCUUGAUCGAGGAGGUGAUCAAGACCACGAAGGAAUCCGGCGCCAUCCGUCAUGGUGCAGAGUGCUUCAACUUCUACUUUCCGCAGGAGUUGGACACCAACUUCCUCGUUGUGUGGGAAGGCUUCCAUGAUAUCGACGGCAAGCCCUGGGCCUACAUGGAUGAGGACGAGCUCCGCGACUUCCUCACAGAGCGUGUCGAGGAGAACUACGCCCUGCCUCUGAAUCCGAUUUGGUGUGUUCGGGACCUCGGCUGGUUCGACAUACUGGAGCAUCAAAUUGAGAACCAGAGCUGCAAAGCAGCGCUGGAGGCCUGGUACCCAGAGCAGUCCGGCAUUCUUGAGAAGAUAAAGGCACUGCACGAGGAGUUCACAGAGGGCCUCGAGCUGAAAGCAAGCGCGGACAACGCGCGGCCUCUGGUCCGGACUUUGUCGCAUUGCCCUGACCUGGACAUGUCGGAGAAGGCCAUGCUGGCCAUUUCACAGGCGUCCUCUGCGGGGAGUAGGAUCCUCGUCUUCGGCGCCACCGGCAAGCAGGGUGGUGCCGUCAUCCGCGAGAUCCUGUCUGCCUUCGGCAGUACGGCCACUGUCUAUGCGGUGACCCGCGGCUCUUCCUCCCCAGCUGCUCAGAAGCUGGAGCAGCAAGGUGUCAAGCUCGUGAUCGGCGAUAUGGAGGACUCGCGCCCGGACUCCCCUCUGAAGGCCGCGAUUGCCGAGGCAAAGCCCACACACGUCUUUCUCAUGUCGAACGAGAAGGCGGCCAUGUUCUCGAAGGGCAGCGGCUGCAGUCAGGAGCUCGCGGCGGCAAACCGCAUGCUUGACUUCCUGGAGGCGUGCGGAACUGUGGAGUACGUGGUUAUGAGCUCGGUCGCUGGCUGCCACCAGGGGGCCCAAUAUUCGAUGCCGAACUUCAAGGUGAAGGAAGACAUCGAAGCCGCCCUGCAGAGCCGGUCGUCCCUGAAGUGGACGGUGCUUCGCCUGGUUACGCUCAUGGACAACUUUGUGGACAAAGAGUAUGGCGGAGCGACGAAGACAAGUGUCACGGGCUUGGCUAACAAUUCCACGAUGGAGAUGUGGUACGUGAGCUGCAGGGACUUGGGAGUGGCAGUGGCGACAUGUUUCGCCAAGCCCGACUUCGUCGGAAAGACCAUCAACCUUGCGAGCCAAAAGCUCAGCGGUGAAGAGAUCGCCUCGGUCUACGCCAAGGUGAUUAAGACAGAUGCCAAGGUGAAGUACACGCCAGUGAUGGGACCCUGCCUCAUGAGCAUGGGGUUCUUGAUGCCAGACUUCGUGGCGAUGCACAGGUACUGGGAGAAGGUUGGCUAUCCCAUCGAAGAGAGCGACCAGGAAGCCUUCAAAGCUCUGGUGCCUGAGCCCUGGACAAUCGAAGACUACUUCACGAGCCUUGGCGACAGAAUCCCAAUGUGA
Molecule: messenger RNA, 3069 nt
Organism: Symbiodinium sp. CCMP2592
Lineage: Eukaryota; Dinophyceae; Suessiales; Symbiodiniaceae
Source: the annotation of a GenBank genome assembly